CGAUUACAUAGUCAUAAUUAAGCUCUUGGAUUUUGGUGGGAAUUCUGUAGGAAGCUUCUCCCACGGCUAUAAAAGGACCCUAAGCUUUAGGAUUCCACACAACUCAUAAAUUAACUUACCAAGAGUCCCUAAAACCAAAAUCAAAUUCCCAAAAAACGAAAACUAUUUUCUCUUUGAAGUCUUGUUCUAGCCUUUCCAUUCUCCAAAAACAAAAAUCCAAUCCUCAUAAAUAGACUAGAAAAAUUCAAAAAAAAAGAAACCAUUGCUUAAAUCCACUUUCCAUAUUCCGAAACAUACUGAAAAACCCUUUCUUCCUAAUCCAAGUCGUCGAAGCAUUAGUCGAGGAAAGUUCUUUUACAGCAGAAUCGUGCUUAUCCGCCAAGUUUGUACUUUGAAGGAAAUAUCCGGGGUUGAUCAAAGAAGUUAAAUCCUUCGUCUAAUUUACAAUUUUCGGCCAUAAUGGAGGAUUUGGUCAAGACUGCUAGACUCUACUAUAGUAAAAGCUCACCAGACAUCAAACAAGCAGCACACAAUUUUUUCAAUUCACUCGACAACAACAACGACGGGAAGGUGAGUCUCCAUGAAUUUCUAUGUUUUAUGCGGCAGGAAGGCCACACGAAAAUGAGCAAUCGCCAUUUCUUCAAAGAACUGGACGAAGAUGGGAGUGGAAACCUAGAAUUCAUGGAAGUUAUGGCUCUUUACUACGUAAUCAAAAGUGGGAGGCCGUUUUGUAGUGGGUGCGAUAAGUUUAUUCCGGGAAUGUAUUUCGCUUGCAAAAAAUGCUUCGAAAAUGGCCACAACUCGUUUUGCGUUUGUCCAGAGUGUUACGAUGAUGAACUUUUUCUUCAUGAGCAUGUCCAGUUCUUGGAUAACUAUGCUUUGUUGGAAGCCAGGAGAAUGCAAGGGAUUGCUACUUAUUCGAACCAGCACAAGCCAAGCUCAUCUGUUACCAUUACUGAACUUGAUCCAACAUUCACAACAAAUGCUGUUGUUCGUUAUGAACGACCCAAACCAAAAUUGGGGAAUUUUGCGUACAAAGCGGCUGAAAUAGGGUUGAACGUGUUUAACACUGCAUUGAACGCAUCUUCACGGCUCAGCUGUACCAUUAUGUGACAAGAAGUGCCGGGUGUUAGAAUGGCAAUCUUGAUUGGAGCAUAGAUGAGUUCGGAGUCAUUCGAAAUACUCAAAUCUAAAGAAUUAAUGCAUCAUAGAACUCACGUGUAUGGAAUAAAUUCGGAUUCUUCGGUAUCCAAUUAUUUGCAUUCCGAGGAAUUAUUUUUAUAGGAAUUAUUUUUAUUUGAGAGAAGACAUCGACUCCACCGCCGAAGCCAUUCACUCAGUGCCAAAGUUUAUUGUCUUCAACCUCGAUAAUUUGAACUUUUAAGAUUGUUUGGAUUUUGCCAUAUUGUUUUGGUUAUAAAAUGAUAUGUAGUACGAUUGUAUGCCA
Rhododendron vialii is the source of this 1447-nucleotide messenger RNA. RefSeq lists its product as uncharacterized. The record is from RefSeq and is a predicted model, not a curated record. The transcript is spliced from 4 exons. Gene Ontology annotation, molecular function: calcium ion binding. NCBI's taxonomy places the organism in Eukaryota, Viridiplantae, Streptophyta, Magnoliopsida, Ericales, Ericaceae. Bases 460 to 1113 code for a protein of 217 amino acids.